Aphanomyces astaci is the source of this 226-nucleotide messenger RNA. RefSeq lists its product as hypothetical. The annotation marks the transcript as partial. The transcript has a single exon. The record is from RefSeq and is a predicted model, not a curated record. NCBI's taxonomy places the organism in Eukaryota, Oomycota, Saprolegniomycetes, Saprolegniales, Verrucalvaceae.
AUGGCCAAGCUCAAGACCCCUUCAAAAAAGGAACUCAUCGAAGAGAAUCGGGUACUCCGAGCUGAAAUGCAAGCAGCCACGUUCAUGAUCCCCCUCGUCGGGCAGCCUGAAACUCCAUCGGAACCUCGGGCCGCUGUCGAACCCAAAUUCUCAGCAAACUAUACGGACCAGAUGAUCGUCGCGUUGCUCGAAGUGCGGUUUGGCUGGUUCCGUGACGACUUCGCCG